AUGAAGUCGAAACCAGAAUAUGUUACCGUCAGUAACAGCAUCAUCUGUAGACUGCGAGUAGCUCUCCUCGAGUUCACUUUGGUUUUGAUGGGUAUCCAUUACAGGUCUGGCAAUGCCUCGCAGCAUGUUUUGUGUAUCCCUCUGCGUACAGCCGUCACACUGCCACCCAUUCAUCUUACCAUUUCUUGGUCGGUGUCGGCUCCACGGCACCGUUAUCACAAACCUUACACCACAGAAUGGUCUAACAGGGCUAUAGAUGCCGGUGCCGCUGCCAGACCCUUCCACAAGGGACAGAAACCGUCUACAGUGACCGCCGCACGCGCCUACAGAUGUACGCACCACAAGCUCGCGUUGACAACUGACGAAAUCCAGCUAGAGCCUAGGCCUAGAGGAUCGCAGUGUGCUGGUUGCACAGCCACCAAGUCAGAAGAUCUUGCUGAAAAUUCAUUUUCUUGA
This is a messenger RNA of Acanthoscelides obtectus, 456 nucleotides long. The record is from the annotation of a GenBank genome assembly. NCBI's taxonomy places the organism in Eukaryota, Metazoa, Arthropoda, Insecta, Coleoptera, Chrysomelidae.